AUGGUCUCCGUCCCCUCUGCCGCCCAUAAUGGCAGUGGAGGUAACAGCAGCACCAAUGCGAGCUCUCGAGCUUCUCCCGCCAUCAGCACCGUCAACGCUGCGAACAAUGCCGCUCCGUCCACGAACGGUACCAAGGCCAAGACCCAGGUCAACUCGAACUCGAAUGGCUACCACCCUGCGAACCCCCAACUACCACUCAGCUCCAUGCGCAGCGCCCCGCUGGACCUCAGAUCAGUCGAGCGGAGAGGUCAACCGACCGCCAGCCGAGAAAUGGUCAAGCGAGCGAGACCACAUGGUCUUCAGGAUGCACCGACAUACCGACCGAGCGAGGAGGAGUGGAAAGAUCCCUUCGAAUACGUGCGCAAGAUUACACCCGAGGCACAGAAAUACGGCAUUUGCAAGAUCAUACCGCCCGAUACAUGGAACCCCGACUUCGCAAUAGAUACCGAGAAAUUCCACUUCAGAACCCGAAAGCAGGAACUGAACUCAGUAGAGGGCAGCACCCGAGCAAAUCUCACUUAUCUAGACGCUCUAGCCAAAUUCCACAAACAACAAGGGACAAAUCUAAAUCGACUUCCCUACGUCGACAAGAAGCCUCUUGAUCUAUUCCGCCUCAAGAAAGCUGUUGAAUCCCGUGGUGGUUUUGACAAGGUCUGCAAGACUAAGAAGUGGGCUGAGAUUGGGAGAGAUCUGGGCUAUAGCGGCAAGAUCAUGUCUUCGUUGUCGACUUCGCUUAAGAACUCGUAUGACAAAUGGCUCAACCCCUAUGAGAACUACCUGCGUCAGGCGAAACCUGGUGUCUAUCAACAGCUAGAGUUCGAGUAUGGUGGUCCGCUCACUCCCAGCCCGGCGCAUAGCCCCUUGAAGCGGUCCAGUGUCAAUACUCCGUCCAGCCUGAGAGGAGAGUCGCCCGCUCGCCAUGCGACCGACGCUCUUCAAGUGAGCAUGAGUGCCGCCAAGCUGGAGACCGACCGUGAUACUGUCAUGGCCGAUGUUCCUUCAGUCCCACCACCGCCGCCGCCGCCUACAUCGGGUGGGUUCACUCCCAUCAAUACAGGCGGCUUCACCGCGGUCAACGCCGGAUUUACCAGUGUGAAUCGCCCAAUACCUUCGGAAGCGAAAAGCUUCACACCACCGCCGAAGCGCCACGGUAGUCCCCUUUCAUCAGCAAAGAACACUCCCGACUUCCGACCGUCUGGGCUCGGGCCAGCAAACGCACUCAAGCGUCAACUCAGUUGCGACAGCCUGGAUUCCGCAAAGAAGGACAACGGCACGGAGCAGGACGAUUCGGAAAACGGUAGCAGAAGGAGCAAGAGGCUGAAGAAAGAAGCGGUCCCGACGGUUGCCGGCUCCCAUAUGUCUUUAUUCCGACCUUCAGCUCCCAGAAUGCCCCGGGAGGAGUCAAUGACGCCCGGUGAGAAAUGCGACACCUGUGGCAAAGGAGAAGAGUCCGGCUUCAUCGCCGUCUGCGAGUCAUGCGAUCACGGAUACCACGGCACCUGCCUCGAUCCUCCUGUCAAGACCAAGCCAGAUGGGGAAUGGAACUGUCCACGGUGUCUAGUUGGCGACGGGCAAUUCGGUUUCGAGGAAGGUGGUCUCUACUCCCUCAAGCAGUUCCAGGAAAAGGCUGCCGACUUCAAGCAAGGCUACUUCGAACAUCGUAUGCCUUUCGACCCCGUACUGAACUGUCCGAGACCGGUAACCGAAGACGACGUCGAGCGCGAGUUCUGGCGGCUUGUCGGCAGUAUUGAGGAAACCGUCGAGGUUGAGUACGGCGCCGACAUCCAUUGCACCACCCAUGGCUCUGGCUUCCCAUCAGCAGAACGAGAUCCAUGUAACCCUUACUCGACGGACCUCUGGAAUCUGAAUGUCAUGCCUCUGCACCCCGACAGUCUCUUCCGACAUAUCAAGACAGAUAUAUCUGGUAUGACCGUCCCGUGGGUGUAUGUUGGAAUGAUAUUCUCAACCUUCUGUUGGCACAACGAGGACCAUUUCGCCUACUCGGUCAACUAUCAACAUUUUGGAGCAACCAAAACCUGGUACGGGAUACCUGCAGAGGACACUGAAAAAUUCGAGAAUGCCAUGAAGGAGGCCGUGCCGGAGCUGUUUGAGACACAGCCUGAUCUACUUUUUCAGCUUGUCACACUUCUCACGCCUGAUCAGCUGAAGAAGGCGGGCGUGAGGGUCUAUGCCUUGGAUCAGCGUGCAGGCCAAAUGGUCAUCACGUUCCCCCAGGCUUACCACGCAGGAUUCAACCACGGCUUCAACUUCAACGAGGCUGUCAACUUCGCGCCAUUCGAAUGGGAGCCUUACGGUCUUGCUGGUGUUGAUCGAAUGCAGCAGUUCCGGCGGCAGCCUUGUUUCUCUCAUGACGAGCUGUUGUGGACAGCAGCCGAAGGAACCACAAGCGGACUGACCAUACAGACCGCGAAAUGGCUUGCGCCAGCACUCGAAAGAAUUCACAAGCGCGAGCAAGAUCAGCGGGAAGCAUUCAUUGCGAAGCACCUAGAGGAUAACAGCCAUGCGUGCGCACUGACUGCAGAGUCUCCGGAACCUCCAUGUUCUAUCUCUUUCGAGAUCCUCGACGAAGAUGUACCGGAGGAGGAGUACCAAUGCGCUUUUUGCAAAUCUUUUGCUUAUCUGUCCCGAUUCAAGUGCCUUCAGUCUGGUAAAGUGCUGUGUCUCCAACACGCCGGCAACCACCCAUGUUGCGAACUCCCCGAGCCUCGACGAUAUGCCGGCGACAAGCACGUCAUGAUAUAUCGUAAGACGAAGGAGGACAUCGAAGAGACGUACCGAAAGGUUGCGGACAAGGCACACCUACCUGAGGCGUGGGAGGAAAAGUACGAGAAAUUGCUCGAUGAGGGGGCGGAGCCAGCGCUGAAGACGCUGCGAAAUCUUCUCCAUGAGGGUGAACGAAUACCGUACGACCUCCCCUCCCUACCAGCUCUCAGGGAAUUUGUUGAACGCUGCAACGAAUGGGUCGAAGAGGCGACUAAUUAUACGGUGCGAAAACAGCAGAACCGCCGGAAGAACGACAAGGUCUGGCAGAGCGGGCUACGAAAAUCCGUCGGCAACUCAUUCCAGGAGCAGAGGGACCGAGAGCUGCGCCGAGUCGAUAACAUCUACCGCCUAAUCGACGACGCCGAGCGCAUAGGAUUCGAUUGUCCCGAGAUACAGCACCUGCAGGAGCGCGCAAAUUCCAUCAGGAGCUUUCAGAAGAAUGCCGAACAAGCCUUGGAACACAUCCUUGGCUACAGCAUGGAGUCCGUGGAAGAGCUGAUAGAGGAAGGUCGUACAUUCAACGUCGAUAUGCCGGAACUCGACAAACUUUCCGAGGUUCUUGAGCAGCUCCGAUGGAGCAGCAAGGCCAGAGCAAGCCGCUCAAAAUUCAUGACCCUGGGAGAGGUGCGCGAGCUUCUGGAAGAAGGCAACCGCCUCGAGAUACCGCUAUACAAUGAUCACAUGAAGUGGUAUAACGACAAAUACCAAGGUGGUGUACAGUGGGAAGCCAAAGCCAAGGAACUCAUCAACGCCGAGACCAUCCACUACCCACAACUAGAAGCGCUCUCAAACCAGGUGCAACACAAUGCGCUUCCCGUGUCGGCGGAUACCCUGGCCUCCGUUGACCAGAUCCUGCACAAACAACGAGAGGCUCAUCGACAGAUUAUUGAUCUUACCGAACGCUCACGCGAGCCAGACUAUACCAAACGUCCAAAGUACAACGAGGUGGCGGAGAUCAUGCGAAAGCUUGAUGAUUUGAACUCCAAGCCCGCCGGGACACUGGACCUCGAAAAGGAACAAAAACGUCACGAAGACUGGAUGCGAAAGGGCAAAAAGCUCUUUGGCAAGACCAAUGCACCACUGCACAUCCUCAAGAACCACAUGGACUACGUCUACGAACACAACUUCGACUGCUUCGAUAUUACUAGUGAUAAGCCUCGAAUGCCAGCCGAGCCUUCUUCUAGAGCGGCCAGUGAAGAGAGAGAGACCAAAGUGGCGCGGACUUGGGACGACCCCCAGUUCCGGGAAGUGUUCUGCAUAUGUCGGCGUGUCGAAGCUGGCAUGAUGAUUGAAUGCGAGCUAUGCCAUGAAUGGUACCAUGGCAAGUGUCUGAAAAUUGCUCGAGGAAAGGUCAAGGAAGAUGACAAGUACACCUGUCCCAUUUGCGAUUGGCGCGUCAAGAUACCUCGCGACGCUGCUCGACCGAAGCUUGAGGACCUCAUCCAGUGGCAGGAAGAGAUCCCCGGUCUGCCUUUCCAGCCAGAGGAAGAGGGUGUGCUUCGGAAGAUCAUCGACAAUGCACUGGACUUCAGAGCCCAUAUAUCGGCCUACUGCAACCCAGUGCUGGCCACUGCAUCGGAGGCUGAUACCCAGCGAUUUUUCUUGAGAAAGAUCGAGGGUGCCGAAAUCCUGCUGUCCUUUGAGACAAAUUUCUUCCGGCAAGAGCUUCACAAGUGGAGUCCCGUUGCGCCGGAGCCGCCGCCUGUUCUCGAUGUGUCCAAAAGUACGCGAAAGCCGCGUCCCACGAAGCUGCAAAAGAUGUUGCAGCAGUAUGGCGUCGAGGACGCUGAUGAUCUCCCGGAGAAUGUUAAAGGCAAAGCCAAUAGUCUCAAGCGCAAGGCUCUGAAUGCCGAAGCCGCUGCCGCCGCCGCCUCCGCUGCCGCAGCAGCAUCCUCGUCGACUGCUGCCCUCGCUCCUCCGAACUCAGCAAGUCCUUCUACUCAUUCAUUUGCCUCGGGCACGCAUCCAUUCUUCUCACGUAACUCACAACCACCCACCCCAGCACUUGCAAGUACCACGCACGCCCACCCGCCUCCAGGUCCAGAUUCAGCCUCUUCUAGUAGGCCCGGUUCUUCCUUGCGACCGGACUCGAUGGAUGUCGCCAGUGGUACGAAUCUGCACCCAGACUUUUUCUUGUCGACCGGCAACAAUGGCCCAGGUCCCCGGCUUAUGGCCCCUGACCCGGCCAUGUCGCUAGAAGACCGCCUGCUCCGUGGGCAGGACGAUGGUCUCAACCUUAGCCUGACUUCUGACAAGGAUAAGGCGCUUGAGAUACUGAGCAAGAGUGAGACUGGACGUCAACGUGCCGAGGAAAUCUUUGGACCUGAUGUGUGGGGUUCCAGACGUGGUGAUACGUUUGGUAGCGGAUCCAACAUUGGACCCAACCAGCCGGAUGACGACAAUAAAGAUGUCGACCGAAUGUUUCUCGACCUCACCAAUGCCGACGACGAAGAGGAAGCCAAGAAAAGGCAACGAGAACUCGAGCGCGAGCGGGUUGGGAUCACGGCUGAGAGCUUCGAAGCCGAGCGUAAUGCGAUGGACAUGGAGGACUCGGAAUGA
Anthostomella pinea is the source of this 5343-nucleotide messenger RNA. The record is from the annotation of a GenBank genome assembly. Lineage: Eukaryota; Fungi; Ascomycota; Sordariomycetes; Xylariales; Xylariaceae.